AUGUUCGCCAGAAACCCCAUACACUACACCAGUGGAAUUAAUCAGAGGUUUUCAGACAUCGAUUUCGCAGGAAUGGACAAGGAUGGGUGUGUUGCAUUCAUCGAAAGGUUUAUUGGGGAAAUGUGUGAGAAGCUCUAUUACUGCGAACCUGAUAUUGAUUUUCCAAAAGGUUUGACUCUAAUUUGCAAUGACCCCGAUUAUUACGACUUCAUAGCAAUUGCAUAUGAAUGUGGUGUUAUACUCCCUAUGUAUGUAGACCAUUUAGGGAAUAGUAACAUACAGGAAUGGUUGGAUGAACACAAAGACGAGUUUGUUGGUAAUGUUGAGGAAGAAGUACUUGAUGGUGCAGAACUGGUUAAGGAAGUUGGACCAGGGCAUCGGGAUGUGGGUGACACAAACGAUGAGGAAGAGAAUGGCGACGAUGAUGACGACGAGGAUGAGGAUGUUGAUGGUGAUGAGGAUGACCAUCAGAAGCCUCAUUUUUUAUAA
Molecule: messenger RNA, 489 nt
Organism: Lactuca saligna
Lineage: Eukaryota; Viridiplantae; Streptophyta; Magnoliopsida; Asterales; Asteraceae
Source: the annotation of a GenBank genome assembly